UUCAUCCUAGCUAGCUAGAUAACCGGGUUGAAAACAAUAGAAGCUGGAAAUGAUCUUCUGAGCAUGUUUAGUUUAGAAUCCAUGCAUUCAUGAUGUUGAGAGUUUAUCAUCAAUGUUCGUGUCAGAGUGAUAGAUAGAUAGAUAGAUGGAUGGAUGGAUGGAUAGAUGUCGUGUAGAGAUUUAUAACGGCUUCUGCAUGACUGCUGUUGUGAGUAGGCUGUGUUCUGGAGACCUGUAUCACAUGACCUGAUGAGCUGUGUGAAAGCACUGCUGUAGUUUGUGCACCCGGAGCUCCAGGAUGCUGAUGGUUCAGACUUACUCUCGUGGUUUUCUUUUAAAUGAUCAAUCACUAUGACCUGUUCACUGCGACCUGACUCAGUGGCUUUUAAUAAGCGGGGCAGUGAUAUGGCUGCUGACGACAAGUCCACGUCGUCCUCGUCCACUCUGGACUGGAACUCCGAGCCGCCCCUGUCUCCCACCAGCCCCUCUCACCUGACUCACUUCAAACCCCUCACCCCGGACCAGGACGAGCCCCCGCUGCGUUCGGCCUACAGCUCCUUAGUCAGCCUCUUCCGCUUCAACAGAGAAAAGUCAGGUGCAAACAUUGCACCAGCAAAAAAGCUUGAGGAAGGUCGGCCUCCUUCGGCGGCUGAGAAACCCGAGUCUGCUGCACCGUCACCGCAGGGGGAUCGCCGGAGCUGGGCCGGUUCCUCACUGUCCACACAUGGCUCUGGGACACACCGGAAACAUUCCGACCUGGUCAGGAGAACCUCUACUGCUUCAGAGGGACGACGAAAGUCGGAGACUCCACUUGCGAGCCAUGACCCUCGAACAGCCGUCCAACUCCGUACUGCUCUGAAGAGACUGAAGGAGAUCAUGGAGGGAAAGAGCCAGGACAGCGAUCUGAAGCAGUACUGGAUGCCGGACAGCCAGUGUAAAGAGUGCUACGACUGCAACGAGAAGUUCACUACGUUCCGCCGGCGCCACCACUGCCGUCUGUGCGGGCAGAUCUUCUGCAGCCGCUGCUGCAACCAGGAGAUCCCCGGAAAAUUCAUGGGAUACACGGGUGAUUUGCGGGCAUGCACAUACUGUCGUAAGAUUGCACUGAGCUACGCGCACUCUGCUGACUCGGCGUGUAUCGGAGAGGAUCUGACCGCGCUGUCGGACUCUCCGUGCUCUGUGUGUGUGCUGGAGCCGACCGAGCCUCGCACGCCCGUCGGCGGACGCAAAGCCAGCCGCAACAUCUUCCUGGAGGAGGACCUCGCCUGGCAAAGUUUGAUUCAUCAAGAGUCUCAAAAUAGCGGGCUCAACUCUAGACUGUCUGCAGUGCAAGAAGAUCUGGGCAAAUCACCAGCACGGAAGAGAUCAGCUAGUGUGACCAACUUGUCUCUGGACCGUUCAGGCUCCAUGGUUCCGUCAUACGAUAGCUCGUUGAGCCCCCAGAGCAGCCGAGCCAUGUCCAAACCUGACCACAGCGAAGAGGAGCGCAAGAUUCUCUUGGAUUCGUCUCAGUUGAAAGACCUGUGGAAGAAAAUCUGCCACAGCAAUACCGGGAUGGAGUUCCAGGACCACAGAUAUUGGCUACGUACUUACCCCAAUUGCAUUGUGGGUAAAGAUCUAGUAAACUGGCUCUUGCGAAAUGGCACCAUUUCUACUAGGGCUCAGGCCAUAGCUAUUGGACAGGCUCUGGUUGAUGGCCGCUGGCUUGACUGUGUUACUCAUCACGAUCAGAUUUUCCGUGACGAGUACGCUCUGUAUCGCCCUCUUCAGAGCACAGAGUUCUCAGAGACUCCGUCCCCAGAUACGGACAGCGUGACCUCCCUGGAAGGACACUCGGAACCGUCAUGGUUCAAAGACAUCAAGUUUGACGACAGUGACACGGAGCAGCUAGCUGAUGAAAAUGACUUAAUAACAACAAGCUCAACCUGCCCCAGCAAAAGGACAUCAGUCAGUAGCUUCCAUUCAGCAGUGGACAGCGAUUCAGCUGCCUCCAUUAACCUGAACAUGGAGCAGGACAACGUCAACUUCCACAUCAAGAAGCAGGCCAAGUACCCUCACGUGCCUCCUCACCCGGCCGAACAGAAAAGUAUGACGCACUCUGACCCGUUCGCCCCUGACUCUGACUUCCACACACCAACCGAGGUCCUCGUCACAGAAGACGGCGGGCAGCAUUUAUCCAUUAGUGAUGCCUUUAUUAAAGAGUCUUUGUUUAAUCGGCGUGUAGAAGAGAAGGCUAAAGAUAUGCUCUUCACUCCACUGGGUUGGCACCACAGCUCGCUAGACCAGCUGAGGGAGGAGAAUGGCGAGAGGAAGGCUAUGGAGAGACUUCUAUCGGCCAACCACAACCACAUGAUGGCGCUGCUGCAGCAGCUGCUCUACAGCGAGUCGCUCUCUCUCUCCUGGCGAGACAUCAUCGUGCCCGUGGUGCGGCAGAUCGUGCAGACGGUGCAUCCGGACGUUCGCAGCCACGACGAUGACAUGGACAUUCGCCAGCUGGUCCACAUUAAGAAGAUCCCGGGAGGAAAGAAGUUCGACUCCGUCCUGGUGAACGGCUUUGUUUGCACUAAAAACAUCGCCCACAAAAAGAUGAACUCUUAUAUCAAGAACCCCAAGAUCCUUCUGCUCAAGUGUUCCAUUGAGUAUCUGUACAGAGAAGAGACAAAGUUCACCUGCAUUGACCCCAUUGUGCUUCAGGAGCGAGAGUUUCUGAAGAACUACGUGCAGCGAAUAGUCGACGUUCGUCCUAACCUGGUGCUGGUAGAGAAGACGGUGUCGCGCAUCGCUCAGGAUAUGCUGCUUGAGCACGGCAUUACCUUAGUCAUCAACGUCAAACCUCAAGUGCUGGAUCGAGUGAGUCGAAUGACUCAGGGAGAUUUAGUCAUGUCUAUGGAUCAGCUUUUGACCAAACCUCGCUUGGGAACGUGCCACAAAUUCUACCUUCACUCCUUCCAAAUAAACACUAAUAAUGAAAUGAAGACGCUAAUGUUCUUCGACGGGUGUCCUUCUCAUCUGGGGUGCACCAUCAAGCUCCGUGGUGCCUCGGAGUAUGAGCUAGCCAGAGUUAAGGAGAUCAUUAUGCUGAUGGUGUGUGUAGCUUAUCAUUCUCAGUUAGAGAUUUCCUUCCUUAUGGAUGAGUUUGCGAUGCCUCCUAGUCUUUCUAAGAGCUCGUCGUUCCACUGCCUGCUGGAGAGCGCGGCCGAAGAAGCGGAGAAAGAGGUGGACGGCGAGAGCCAAGGGAACCGAGCGGAAACAAGGGAGGAGCACGUGGAGUUCCAGUCGGAGGGUGACUUUGACUUUGAGCCAGGGCUUCAGGAGAUAAUAAAAGGCCACGGUAGGCAGGAGGAGCAGCAGCAGCAGCAUUCCACCUUCGAGUCCUCACUGAAGGACGGAGAAAGUCCUAAAGGAAGCAGAAAUGACUCGCCUAUGUCUACGAUUUUCGCAGAAGGAGAUGAGAUAAAGACCUCCACUCCCCUGUCCAGCCAGUCGAACCAGCCGCCGCGCGUGUCCCCUCCUCAUCUCUCGUCUAUGAAGGAGAUCGUAGAUGAAGAGGUGAAAGAACCAGCUGAGGCCGUGAGAAAUCGAGAGGAUGAGGACACCCUGGUGCGAGUGGACAGCACCAGUUCAGAACCACCACUUGCUCCGACGCAGCUCUUCAGAGACCCUCUGCAGGAUGACAGCGGUCUGUUCGUGGCUGAGCAGGUGGCUUCCGUAGACGAUCGGCUUAAGUCCAUCUCGGCCAGCUUUCGGCAGGAGUUGAAGGACGUUAUCCUGUGCAUCUCGCCCUUUAUGACCUUUCGUGAACCCUUCUUGCUGACACCAGCUGGCCUACGCUGCCCGAGCCGUGACUACUUCCCCGAGCAGGUCUACUUCUCACUGCUGCUAAACAAGGACCUCAAGGACAUCGAUGGCCGCCGUAAGAGGCUCCUCCUCAAGGAUUCCAACCCUUCUAGUAGUUCUCUGAGCAACGGGUUCGGGCCACAGCAUCGCCCGGUCAGAGUGUCGCCUCCCCAUAAACUCACUACUACCUGCAUGACGCAGCAGCUGAGCAACAGUCAGGAGCUGGCACGCAUGCUGGCGGACUACCGCGCUCAGGGAGGACGAAUCCAGAGAGACAUUGACCCGUUUGCUCAACCCACGCAGGCCCCGAAUACGAAGGCACCAGUCAAGGCGGACAGUGAGGAGGAGAAAGGGCCAGGGCAGAGCGACAUGGUCUGGGCUACCAAGCUCGACUGCCUGAAUCCGAUAAACCACCAACGGCUGUGCGUGUUGUUCAGCAGCUCGUCCCCACAGUCCAACAAUGCCCCCAACCACUGCGUCAGCCCUUGGAUUGUGACCAUGGAAUUUUACGGGAAGAACGACUUGACUCUCGGAAUAUUUCUGGAAAGAUACUGCUUCAGGCCAUCUUACCAAUGCCCCAGCAUGUAUUGCGAAACUCCCAUGGUGCACCAUGUCCGCCGCUUCGUGCAUGGCAGUGGCUGUGUCCAGAUCGUUCUGAAAGAGCUCGAUUCACCCGUGCCUGGAUACCAACACACUAUCCUCAAUUACUCCUGGUGCAGAAUCUGCAAACAGGUUACUCCGGUCGUCCCCUUGUCCAAUGAUUCAUGGUCCAUGUCCUUUGCUAAAUAUCUGGAGCUGCGUUUCUACGGCCAUCAGUACACUCGCCGUGCCAACGCCGAGCCAUGCGGACACUCCAUCCACAAGGACUACCACCAGUACUUCUCCUACAACCAGAUGGUGGCCUCUUUCAGCUAUAUCCCAGUGCGACUGUUGGAGAUCUGCCUACCUGCUCCUAAGAUCAUCAUCAGGAACCAGGGCCCCAGUAAGACCAUUCUGCAACAGGACCUCAAAGAUUUUGUGCUGAAGGUGACCCAAGUGUACGCCGCGAUAGACGACCGCCUCACCUCUCUGAAGACGGACACGUUCAGCAAAUCUCGAGAGGAGAAAAUGGAGGACUUGUUUGCGCAGAAAGAUAUGGAGGAGGACGAGCUGCGCAGCUGGAUGGAGAAGCUGCAGGGACGUCUGCAGGCCUCGAGCGCGGACACGCCGCAGCAGCUGCAGGCCGUUCUCGAGUCUGUGGUGAUGAAGAAGCAGAGCUUGUGUGAAACGCUGCAAUCUUGGAACAUCAAACUGCAGGACCUGUUCCAGCUGGAGAAGGGCAGGAAGCGUUUGUCUGUUCCACCCAGCCCUGGCAGACACAGACAGCCCACCAAUGAUGAGAGCAAGACGAGUGUCUUGGAGUCAUCCCCUCGCAACCCCUCCCCUGUGGUACAGAACGGUGAGAAAGCGUUGGAGGAUCGUCACCUCAGCACCCUGCCUUUAAGCACAGGAUCCUCGUCCUUUCUCCUGCCAUCGCCAGCCGAGCAAAGCUCCGAGGUCCCCACGUCCGGUCCUUCCUUCCAUGAUCAGGACUCUGAAGGAGAGGUGUUUGAUAGCCACCUGCAAGGUUCCAAUGACAGUCAAGUAAAGGAGAAGACCACCAUGAAAACCAUUCUGGCCAACCUGUUACCAGGAAACAGUUAUAACCCUAUUCCAUUACCGUUCGACCCGGAUAAACACUACCUCAUGUAUGACCACGAGCGCGUCCCCAUCGCCGUGUGCGAGAGAGAGCCGAGCUCCAUCAUCGCCUUCGCUCUGAGCUGUAAAGAAUAUAAAACGGCUCUCGAAGACCUUUCAAAGACUACACUGAAGUCGUCUGGAGAGGAGAUCUCUCAGACCAACAGUUCCGGAGAGAACAAGGUGAAGAGCAGCCCCGCCAAGGUCACCGAUGGCGGCAGCACGUCUCAGCUUGGCCGUGGCAGCGUAGACGCAGACCCACCCAAGGAGCCCGAGGGCGGCGACAAACAGAAGAAGCAGACGGGGAAUCCGCACAUCGAACUGCAGUUUUCAGACGCCAGCGCAAAGUUCUACUGCCGCAUCUACUACGCCGAGGAGUUCCAUAAGAUGAGGGAGGAGGUGAUGGAGAGCACGGAGGACGAUUUUGUCCGCUCGCUCUCUCACUGCGUCAACUGGCAGGCUCAAGGUGGCAAAUCGGGAGCCGUCUUCUACGCCACCGAAGACGACCGGUUUAUUUUGAAGCAGAUGCCCAGGCUGGAAGUGCAGUCCUUCCUGGAUUUUGCCCCACACUACUUCACUUACAUCACCGGAGCAGUUCAACAGAAGCGUCCCACGGCACUGGCGAAGAUUCUGGGAGUUUACCGUAUCGGCUACAAGAACUCGCAGAACAACACGGAGAAGAAGCUCGAUCUGCUCGUGAUGGAGAAUCUCUUCUACGGACGCAAGAUGGCGCAGGUGUUCGACCUGAAGGGCUCUCUGAGGAACCGGAACGUGAAGACGGAGCAGGGUAAGGAGAGCUGCGAGGUGGUGCUGCUGGACGAGAACCUGCUCAAGCUGGUGCACGAUAAUCCGCUCUACAUCCGCUCGCACUGCAAGGCCAUCCUGCGUGCAGCCAUCCACAGCGACGCCUACUUCCUGUCCAGCCACCUCAUCAUCGACUACUCGCUGCUGGUGGGCCGUGACGACGCCUCUGACCAGCUGGUCGUGGGGAUUAUAGAUUACAUCCGGACGUUCACGUGGGAUAAAAAGCUUGAGAUGGUGGUCAAGUCUACGGGAAUUCUCGGCGGGCAAGGUAAAAUGCCCACGGUUGUGUCUCCGGAGCUGUACCGUGCCCGCUUCUGUGAAGCCAUGGACAAGUACUUCCUAAUGGUUCCUGACCACUGGACUGGACUGGGCGUGAACUGCUGAGUGCUGAAACCGCACUAGAUGCCACAGUAGACAAUCCACACAGACUGGAAACCGUUUGCACACGGCGAAAUGCCACGCAGUACACGAUUCAGUUUAAAUGCCAAGAUAAAAGGUCACUGGGUUUCAAAACAAACCUUAAAGGACAGUUGCACUGAAAUGAAUUAACAAGCUACAUCCCUGUAAUGCUAGCUAUAUAUAUAUAUAUAUCAUAAUCGAAACGACAGAUAAUGUAAAACUUUCGUAAAUGUACAGAGAUUAUGUAAUUAAAGAUUAUUAACCCUGUUCAGGCCUUCACUGGGACGCAUUUUACGUAUUGCCGCUUUAAUCAGAGCACCUAGGUGAUCUACUUGUUUUGAGAAGAUCUUUUACAACCGGAGAUAACGUUUUCAGAUGUUUCAACCAUUUCCAGGAAGAUUCGACGAGUAUUAAGGACAAACGUGAUGGGGUUUAAAAGACAUAGUUGAAUAUACAUCGGCAUUCCGCAUCAUCACUGCCGCUAUACCUGAUACACUCCUAACAGCACCAUAAUAAUAAUAAUCAUCCUAAUAAUAUAUGACCACUGGUAGACUCAUGGUGGUCCUUUUUUCCACUGGAAAAAAUUCUCCCCGGCGAUCCCGUGUAGCUUCGUCCUGACCAGAUGAAGUCCGUUUCACUUCCGGGUUGUAACGCGACGACACGUGGAAAAAGUUCAAGAGGGGUGCGAAUACUUACGUACUCGCGCCAGCCACCGCAAGCGGACCGUGUCGGGUCGACGUCAUAAAAUGAUAACUUUGCGUACGUCUGUGAAUGCACGCGACUCUCCUUUUGAUAAAGCGUCCCUAGAGUACUCCGGUGCAUGGUGGAGGACACGGACAGCGGGAGAAACGGGGGAAAAAAAGGCACGACACACACAACGUUUUAUAAGGAUACGAUUUAUAGAAAAGAAAAGAACGUUCAGCCGACCAACAGCGUUUCAUUUCAUACUGCAUGAGGAACAUGUGGCGCACGACAGGAUUGUCAUGAUUGGCAAAGCGUAGUCUUAGUCUGGCAUAAUACUGAUAGAUUUCACGUCUGUGCUUCAUUUCACUCACUACUUAUCCAAACCCUACGGAGAAAACCGGUUCGUCGUGUGCUUUACUUACACGACGUGUGUGUGUGUGUGUGUGUGUGGAUGAAGCAAAAUACAGAAUGUGCUAGCCAACAUUGUCAGAUGUAUUACACACACACACACACAUAUCUCAGUAUAGUGAAAACACACGAGUACAGUAAGAAUCAACCACCCAAAAAUGCAUUAAAUCCCCUCUUCACAUUUUCAAAAACAAAACAAGGCACUGGACAAGCUUAGGAAACUGGCACAUAGUGGACAAACGAUUAGGAUGUCGGGGGGGAAAAAAAAAUCCAAAACACACUUUUUUUAACUCAAUUUUUACUUUUGGUCAUGUGAUCAUACUCGAUCGUCUCUUUUGGUCGAUUUCAUUGG
Molecule: messenger RNA, 8200 nt
Organism: Ictalurus punctatus (channel catfish)
Lineage: Eukaryota; Metazoa; Chordata; Actinopteri; Siluriformes; Ictaluridae
Gene: pikfyve
Product: phosphoinositide kinase, FYVE finger containing
Exons: 42
Coding region: 352-6741 (2129 amino acids)
Biological process (GO): phosphatidylinositol metabolic process; intracellular signal transduction
Molecular function (GO): ATP binding; 1-phosphatidylinositol-3-phosphate 5-kinase activity; metal ion binding
Source: RefSeq, a predicted model, not a curated record